UCCAAUCGUGACCUCGAAUGAGUCAGGGUACAUAGUCCUCCCAUUGGGACACUUUUUCGCUUCCCUGAUAGAGUAUAUAGCGACUCCUUGCUACAGUGACAGCACCUUCUAUUACUAUUCAUAAUGUCUAGCUACAGAUCAUUCACCGUGGAAAUCGGCAAAAACGACCCGCCAAGUGAAGAAGAUUACAAGAAGUUUUUUCAAUCAUUCCAGUCAAUCCAGGAGCGCGUCAAAGAGUUUGGUAUUCCUUCUGGAGAGAUAUUCCAGCACCAUGAAGAUGAUGAAGGAACAAGCAACGAAUAUAAGUCGUCCAGCAACUCGCGAGGCCGGGAGAAGACGAAAUCGAAGAACAGAGAAGAGAAGCCGAGAAAGCGAGACAGCUCCUCAUCCUCCUCUUCAGUUUCACCCUCACCACGUGAGAUGGCCAGCGAAGGACCAACGUGGGCCAUUCCAAAGAUGUUCGGAGUACCUCUGCAUCUAGAUCCGAGGCAGAGCAGUCAAGAAGGAGAAGGCACCGAUAUGAGGCAAUUCUUCGAAGUUCCUCCAUUCUUUCCGAAGCAGUCAAGAGACCGCUCAAAACCGAAGAUGUAAAUGCGGGAACACUGUUUGGAUG
This is a messenger RNA of Cylicocyclus nassatus, 613 nucleotides long. The record is from the annotation of a GenBank genome assembly. Lineage: Eukaryota; Metazoa; Nematoda; Chromadorea; Rhabditida; Strongylidae.